GCUGCUUAAAAUGCUGUGAAUGUGACAGCCAGUAGUCCAGACUGCCAGCGUGUGGAGGUAAUGGGUAAAAGCGCCCGGCCACUCGUGAGGAAAAUGCAAAAGAAAACAACACAGACGGGAAAGUAAGUCUGACACAAGAAGGCUUACAGGCAAACGGACAGCGAGCUGGCCGUUCUACAAGUGCUCGGACUUCUCGGUUCUUCAGGACUGCAUAGGUCAAAACGCACCUACAUAGCGAGGCACUGGGGCACAAUACGAACAGGGACCGCGGUGCGAACAGCGUUGCCCUUUAGGGGGGAAAGAUGACAGUGGUGCCCGGGGAGAACCUAGAUGAGACUGUGGCACUGGCAGCCCUGUCCCAAGAUGUCUACGAUCCCGAGAGAGCGGACCAGGAGUGCUGCGAGAGGGUGGUCAUCAACAUAUCCGGUUUGCGCUUUGAAACCCAGUUAAAAACCCUCGCGCAGUUCCCCAACACCUUGCUUGGGGAUCCCAGAAAGAGAAUGCGCUUCUUUGAUCCACUGAGGAACGAAUACUUCUUUGACAGGAACCGACCAAGCUUUGAUGCCAUCCUCUAUUACUAUCAGUCUGGUGGCCGGCUACGGAGACCUGUUAAUGUACCAGUGGACGUUUUUAUGGAGGAAAUAAAAUUUUAUGAAUUGGGAGAAGAUGUUAUUGAAAAUUUCAAGGAGGACGAGGGGUUUAUCAAAGAGGAAGAACGCCCGUUGCCAGAAAAUGAGUUCCAGCGCCAAGUCUGGCUUUUGUUUGAAUACCCCGAAAGCUCUGGCCCCGCCAGGGGAAUAGCUAUAGUUUCCGUGCUAGUUAUUUUGAUAUCCAUCGUCAUCUUUUGCUUGGAGACUUUACCAGAGUUUAGGGAGGAUGCGAGAAUGUAUGAGGAACACUAUUUAGUGAAUGGGACCAUGAGCGCAAAGAAACCAAAUCCCUUUACAGACCCGUUCUUUAUUGUGGAAACGCUCUGUAUUAUCUGGUUCUCCUUUGAAUUGCUGGUGAGAUUUCUUGCGUGUCCAAGCAAGCCCGCCUUCUUCAAAAAUAUAAUGAAUACAAUCGACAUUGUGGCAAUUAUGCCGUACUUUAUUACCUUAGGUUUGGAGCUUGCUGAGCACCAGAGUAAUGGCCAGCAGGCAAUGUCUUUGGCCAUCUUAAGAGUCAUUCGUCUGGUGCGGGUUUUCCGAAUUUUUAAGCUAUCGAGACACUCCAAAGGACUUCAAAUCUUAGGGAAGACUCUACAGGCGAGCAUGCGAGAACUUGGUCUCCUCAUAUUCUUUCUUUUUAUUGGAGUCAUAUUGUUUUCCAGUGCCGUGUAUUUCGCGGAGACAGACGAUCCUGAUUCGGGCUUCAGUAGUAUCCCCGAAGCGUUCUGGUGGGCAGUGGUGUCCAUGACUACAGUAGGUUAUGGAGACAUGUGUCCAGUCACCAUCGGUGGCAAAAUUGUUGGUUCUUUAUGUGCCAUCGCUGGCGUCCUAACAAUUGCGCUGCCAGUGCCCGUAAUCGUGUCUAAUUUCAACUACUUCUACCACAGAGAGACGGAGCACGAAGAACAGCUUCAGUACACUCAUGUAACAUGUGGCCAGCAACAGCCCUCGUUUGGUGAAUUGAAAAAGAGUGACAGUAAACCGUCCCUCUCCAAAUCAGACUACUUAGACUCUGAAGACGCAGAUUCGAUUAAAUACACUAAUUGCAGCCCCCACAAAGCGUACACAGGAAAGCUUACUGAUGUAUGAUUGUAAAAAUACGCUCUAAUGACAGAGAAACGCGCGUUUCUGUGAGUACCCUUCUCAUUCUGCGCUCUGGCUUGAGUAGAUUUGGCGAGCUCUAAUUUCCAGCAUCCGUGUGGCAAAUUACCGUGUGGUAAUUUAUUUAAAAAUAAUAGCAGUGGAAUAAUAAGAUGUGAAGUGGAUCGUUCGGGUUUCUUAUUUUUUCAAGCUGUCUUCCAUGUUUGCGAUUAAUAACAAAACGCAGAAGUAAAAAAGAAACUGCACCCAGCCUCAAAAUAUAACCAUAGAAACAAUACUGAACAACCAAGCCCAACCUCGCUAAAUAGCACUUUACUCGUAUACUCUUAGUAAUGUAUAAUUUUUUUGAGAUAUUAGCCUCUUUAUUUGUGGGGUUAGAAGUUUACAUAUGGUUUGUCUUUUUCUUUUUUUUUUUUGGAGCGAAGAGAAAUAAUAGGACCAAUUUGUCUAAAAUGUUUAUUCUGAUACGGGCAUUGCAAUUACAAGGUCACUCGGAGAACCGACCUACCCCUUUUAGUUAUGUGGUCAUUGAUUUUACUUCGCUGUGGUCAGGUAUGGUCAGGUAUGAUAAAGUGACAUGUAGCCGCGCCAUUGUUUAAGGUAUAUGCGUCGUGACUGGUGCGAAUGUUUGGAGAAAUGCAUAUACCCCGCAAAACAGUGAUAAUUUGAAUUGGUAGGUAAACAGCAAAACGCGUGAUCUCUGCUAAUGAAAACAAUAAAAAAAAUUAGACAAUUAUUAUUAACCACUUUCAUUCUAAAUGUCAUAAGAACACAGUUUGUUCCACCCAGAGUCCUUGAGGUACAAUUAUAGUUUACAGAUGGCCUAUCUUAAUUCUUAAUUAUUGCUUCAGCAAAUAUUCCCUGUGAAUCUUAUUUUAAUUAAGGCAAAAGACCAACAUUAAAAAAUCCAACUGGUUUUCAGAAUUUAAACGUCUUCUUUAACUUACAGAAAAGGUCUAGCAGGGACUGAUGCAUCGAGUUUUUGAGACGAUGACAAAACUUGGAAGAACGUGCGCAUUAAUCUAGUCUUAGGUGCUGAAUUACAACGUUUCUGAACCUAGAGCGCCAUCUAAUGGGAAAGGUGUGUGGGUCUUUUUGCAGACAAAGUGUUUCUAUAGCAACCUUCCAGACUGUUCUGAAUUUUUUCUCAUAAGGCAAUGUUCUUUUAAAUUAUUUUCAGAUAUAAAUAGUGGGUGGUUGUGGCUUUUAAUUGUGCUACUUCAUAACGCCGACUAAAGUAAUGUAGAUAUGCAAAAGAAAUUAGAUUGACUAGGCUUUUAUCGGCAGCUAGUCCCCUAACAAGAUUUUUUGCAAUGUAUGUAUAAUUGUAACAAAAUAAAACUGGCUUCUUUCGUGAGUAGUCAAUGUGUAAGCUUUCGAAGUGGCACGGUUGAAUUCAGUCGGCCACUUUUUUCGAGAAUCGUGACUUGGGGUGAUGGUGGUGUGAGGGGGAGUUGGGUGGUGAGGGUUUAAUAACGCAGACAAAAUUAUAUCCCACGGGACAAUGGAUGGAAAUGAACCUUUUGAGUGCACAACUGCAGCUGAUUCUGAGAAAAGCGAUUCUACAUUUUCACUUUGCAAUUGGUUCGCGAAUUCAAAGCGUAGGACUAUUAUGACUGGCACUAAAACUGUGUCGUGAGGAGCUGAAACUCGGAAUCCUAUUGGCUGGAUUAGGAGCAUCUGCAACGAAUCACUGAUGUCAACUCAAAGGAAAAUGGAAAUAACUGCAGACCUUUGGCUAUGGCACAUGAUAAUAACUGUCUCAACCUUGAAGUACCGACGUCCUCUUUCUGUGGAAGAGAUUCGUACAAACAAGGAGCGGAGAGAGGAACCUUGGCACAGGUUUCCUGACCAACACAAAAACACCAAGGACAACCAGCCAGAACAUCAAGCGCCUGACCACCCCGUGGCUCGGAGGCCCAGUAGACCAGGCAGCAGAUUCACACCUCAAAAAGCUAUGAACCAAUGAAAGAAAAAGAGCAUCAGCAUAGCUGAGUCAACACAGAUGCUCCAAAGUGACAUUUGGAUGGCUGUAAACAUUUUUUCUUGCUGAAGUAGACAAUGCCUCAAAGAGUUUUGAUAGAGGGAUGCUGUUCACUCAUGGACGAUGUGCCUGACAGGUGGUGGCUUACAGAUGUGCUGAGCUAGAGGAGAAUCUACUUGAAUCAAACGUCAUAUUCAUAUAUGCUUUGAGACACUAAACAUGUUCUUGAUGUCUUUUCGGAAAGAAUGUGCUCUAAAGUCAAGGGUCUGUGUAUGUGUGUAUGUGUGAGUAUGCUUGAUUGUUCUCGCAGGUUAAGAGCAAGAAUAUGUCAUAUGUUGCAUAUCAUCUGCUAUACCAAAACAAAUUACUGCAUGCUCCACAUAAGGCAUGCAGAUGGAAAUAACAUCAAAAAAAUAAAUAGACAUUUUCACUCUUGGUUAACCAAUGUCUCAAAACAGCUUUAGAUCUAAUCAUAUAGUAACAUGGGAACAAUAACAGCAUAAAUUAAAAAUAAUGUCUUUUGCUUAACAGGUGUGGUUAGCAUUGUUAAAUCUAUAUUUUUUUAAGGUGUCAUAUGUUUUAUAUGGAAAUAAAUAAGUUUAACUGCUGACAGGUUAUUUUAAAAAAUUAUUUUUACUAAAUAAUUUUAUUCUUUCUCAUGGAUUAUUUUGCCUUGUUGGAGCAGCACCCGUAAGAGCAGAUAAACUGUGGAAUUGUGGUUGUUACAGCGAACACCUCAGACCCUCACUCCUCAGUGAAGGGUUGACACAGGCCAAAAGCUGCAGCCUCCCGACUUUGUCUUUCUUUCUUUUUCCUUUUAUAAUUGCGAUUGCUUGCAUAAGUUCGAAAUAACCUUUGUAUCAGAAAAUGCUGUUAUCACCCAUCGUAUAAAACAUCUACCUCAAUGCUGUGAUUGUUUCUCACCAGAAGCUUGGCCCUGUAAGAAUGGUGACUGUGGUCCAUGUUUAGUCCAGGGUGAUGUGUACCCUGCCGUCGAGUCGGGUGAAGCUAUGAGUUGUGGUCCUUGAAAUAGCUUGACCUGAUUGUCAUUGUUCUUCUACAUCCUUGAGGUCUUUUGUGUGUGUGUGUGUGUGUGUGUGUGUGUGUGUGUGUGUGUGUGUGUGUGUGUGUGUGUGUGUGUGUUGCGCGCAUGCACGCGUGUGUUUGCAUGUCAGUCUGCUCAGGCCCACUUUAGUGCCUUCAUGGCACGUCAUUUUGUCAAGUUAUGCAGUCUUCAAUACAAACAGCUACAAAUAAUGGUACCUGACCUUAAUCAACAGGUAAUCCAUUGUUUAACAGUUUAGUGGCACCAGCCACUAUGUUUAGGAAAACCCACAUCUGUAUUCACUUAUAAGCCUAUUGUUCAGAAAUCACAAAGACAGCAAACAGUUCUUUCCUUUCCUAUGCACAUCAGUGUCCAUAAGUUACCUUCAGUAUCUGUUAAUAGAUUGCACCACCUUAUUACAUUAAUAAACAAGACUGAGUAUGAGAGCACCAUCACAGAAAGACAUGCAUUUCUCUUACUUACACUUCAAGGUCUGCCUGGUGGAAGCAGGACACAAUCGUUAUGUUCUUCUUAUGUUACUUUUCCCAUUUUCUUUUCAUUUUUCCACUAUUUUUGAUAAAUAAAUAUUUAUACAUCA
This is a messenger RNA of Electrophorus electricus (electric eel), 5378 nucleotides long. RefSeq names its product shaker-related potassium channel tsha2. Gene Ontology annotation, biological process: potassium ion transmembrane transport; action potential; protein homooligomerization. The record is from RefSeq and is a predicted model, not a curated record. Gene Ontology annotation, molecular function: protein binding; delayed rectifier potassium channel activity. NCBI's taxonomy places the organism in Eukaryota, Metazoa, Chordata, Actinopteri, Gymnotiformes, Gymnotidae. Gene Ontology annotation, cellular component: membrane; voltage-gated potassium channel complex.